This is a messenger RNA of Pseudogymnoascus verrucosus, 1062 nucleotides long. RefSeq lists its product as uncharacterized. NCBI's taxonomy places the organism in Eukaryota, Fungi, Ascomycota, Leotiomycetes, Thelebolales, Thelebolaceae. Bases 130 to 933 code for a protein of 267 amino acids. Gene Ontology annotation, biological process: regulation of translational fidelity; alanyl-tRNA aminoacylation. The record is from RefSeq and is a predicted model, not a curated record. Gene Ontology annotation, molecular function: ATP binding; alanine-tRNA ligase activity; Ser-tRNA(Ala) deacylase activity. The transcript has 2 exons.
UUGGCGUUAUCACGCAUACAGUUGGUCCUAGGUUCCUAUUGAUUGUAUUUUCUGUUCCAGUGUGUGCUCUCUCAAAACUUCACUGUAAUUACCAGAGUAUCAGAAGAACAGGGGUGUGGCUCAAACACGAUGACUGAUCGAACGAAACUGGUCUAUCAACAAGAUGGAGAACAGCUGCUUCAUACCGCUAAGGUUCUUUCAAUCGUCCCAGUAUCAGAACUUCCGAAGCCGGAUCAAGCUCUCGUAAAGGACUCAUCAGAUAUAGAGCAUGCUGUGAUCACAGAAUCUACCAUCUUCUAUGUUCAAGGCGGCGGCCAGCCCUCUGAUAUCGGAACCAUGACAAAGGCAAACUCAAGUUUUGAAGUGCAGUCGGUGCGUCAACCAGCGCAAGGUGGCCAAAUACUCCAUUUGGGCCGUUUUGUCCCAGUCGGAGCUACCGCGUUUGAUGCCGGAGAGGAAAUCCAGCAACACGUUGAUGCUGAGAAGCGCAAUCUCUACUCUCGUCUUCAUACCGCAGGACACAUCUUGGGCCUAGCAAUCAACGCGCUGUGUCGUGAAGGCGUGCUUCCUCCCCUCACAGAAUCAAAAGCCUCUCAUUAUCCGGACUCUGCAGCCGUUGAGUUUGGAGGUUUAAUUGAGGGUAAACAUAAGGAUGCGAUCCAGGCAAAGACGGACGAGUUUGUGCGAUCAGCCAGACCAGUAAAGAUUCAUUGGUGGUCCAUGGAAGAACUACUAGAGAAGUGCUCCGGUGUUACCGAAGGAUUUGAGCUGCCUGAGGGGGAGGUCAUGGGUAGAGUUGUUGAGAUGGAGGGUCUAGGAAGUUAUCCAUGUGGUGGAACGCAUGUUCAGGAUUGCAGUCAAGUGGGGAAGGUUGAGGUGAAAAAGAUCUCACGCUCUAAGGGAAUAAGCAGGGUGUCAUAUAGAGUCGCAUAGAAGUUGCAUCGAUUUUGUAAAGCAUAAAUUCUAGAGAUUAGCAUCAGCUCCCGGAGACAGAAGAGGCUUGUAGGUGAUGUCUCUGCGAUAUUCUUGUCUUAAAGUAUAUACUUAAUACUUUAUUAUAUG